Molecule: messenger RNA, 480 nt
Organism: Closterium sp. NIES-65
Lineage: Eukaryota; Viridiplantae; Streptophyta; Zygnematophyceae; Desmidiales; Closteriaceae
Source: the annotation of a GenBank genome assembly
AUGGUGGUCGCUCGUACCUCCAUGAUUCAUGCUCUGUGGCCGUCUGCGGUCCGGUACGCUGCGCAUCAGCUCAACCUCUGGCCCCAUGUCUACUUGCCAGAGACCUCGCCGAAAAUGCGUUGGACGGGAGAGAUUGGCGAUGCGUCGGUGUUCUGGGUCUGGGGUUCUCGUGCCUUUGACCACGAUACCUCCGCGGACAACCUCUCCUCCCGUGCCAUUCCCUGUGUCGUCCUUGGCUUUCCCCCUAACACGCUUGGCUGGCAGUUUUACCACCCCAACUCGCGCUGUGUCCUUCCCUAUCAGGCCGUCACGUUUGAUGAGUCGGUUCCCUUCUACCGUCUCUUCCCCUACCGCACUGCCCCUCUCCCUCCCCCGCCGCUUUUCCUCACACCAGGUCCUCCUCUGGUAGACCCCCUCCCCCCUCAGGGUCCUGCUCCCUUAGAGCCUGGGGUUGCUGAGCCUGGGGUUGCUAAGUCUUAG